Messenger RNA from Penaeus chinensis, 1473 nucleotides. Its product is annotated as retinitis pigmentosa 1-like 1 protein. The transcript has 4 exons. Gene Ontology annotation, molecular function: structural constituent of chitin-based larval cuticle. Gene Ontology annotation, cellular component: chitin-based extracellular matrix. Lineage: Eukaryota; Metazoa; Arthropoda; Malacostraca; Decapoda; Penaeidae. The record is from RefSeq and is a predicted model, not a curated record. Bases 23 to 1297 code for a protein of 424 amino acids.
GUUCGUUUCUCCGUCCGGCGUUAUGAGGCUGAUCGUGGUGGCCGUGGUGUGCGCCCUGGGUAUGGCUCGGCCGAAGGUGCCCAGCAAAUCGCAGCUGAUCUACGUGCCCGAGUACCAGCCGGAGAGCGAGAAGGAGGCGCCCGAGGCCCCGCCCCGCCAAGAGUACGAGAGGACGCCGGCGCCCCUUCCUCAGCAGCACCAGCAGGAAGCGCUGCCUCCUUCGCCCUCCAAGCCCGUCCGCGAGUUCGUGCCCAUCCUGAAGGACCUGAGGGCGUCCCCUGAGCGAGGCGUCUACAACAUGGCCAUCGAGACGGGCAACGGCAUCAAGGUGCUGCAGCAGGUGGCGGGGAACCACGAGGGAUCCACGACCAAGGGCGCCUACUACUUCACCCACCCCGACGGCACGGUGCACAAGGUGACGUACGUGGCCGACGAGAAUGGCUUCCGCCCCUCGUCGGACCUCCUCCCAGUGGCCCCCAAGAACCCUCACCCCAUCCCCCCCCACGCCCUCGCCCAGAUCGAGAAGGCGCGGAUCGAGGACGAGCUCAGGCAGAUCGAGAGCGAGAAUCAGUAUGAGGCUCGAGAGCAAGAGUAUGAGGAGUAUGUUGCGCCGGAGGAGGGUCGCUUCGAGGAGCAGUACGAGGUACAGGGGACGCCGCAGACCCUCGAAGUCCAAGAUGAGUUUGAGUACGAGGAGGCCGCGGAGCACCAGUACGCCGGCGAGGCUUCGGAGAACUUCCCCGUGCAGUACGACCCCGAGGCGGCCGGCCAGGGGCCUCAGGAGACCCUGUAUUACCCAGUCCUUCCUCAGGAACAGGAGCACUUCCCCGAGCAUGUCCCCGCGGCCGUGCCCUCCGCUCAGCCGCAGGAGCAGGAGGUCAUUCAGAUCAACGACGUCCCCAUCUACAUCCCCGAGGAGUACCGCGACGCCCACGAGGACGUGCCCUUCGCCACCCACCUCGUCCCGACGCACGAGGAGGAGGUCGCCGGCACCCCGUUCGAAGGGGCGGUCGAGGAGUACCUGCAGCCCCGGGAAGCAUCAGAGGGCAUCCCUCUAGGCCCACUGGAACCCGAGGCCCUCGGAUAUGAACCUCUCCAAGCCGCCCUUCACGCCCAGGCCGAGUCGGAGCCCGAAGCGCAGCCUGAGCCCCAGCCCGAACCUGAACCUGAGCCUGAACCCCUCGCGGAAGAGCGCAGCGCUGACGAAGGCGAAGAAGAGGAAGGGUACGACAUUCCCCACCAGGCGGCCUCCACUCUGAUGGCUGCCGUCAGCGCCGCUCAGCCUCAUGCCCAGUAGACGCAGCAGGAAGGGCCCGCCGCUGUUACUCUGGCGGAGAGAGUGCACAAGCAAUUCGUUUUUCAGAAUAUUCACACGUGUACAUAUACACACACAUACACGUAGACACAGACACACAAACAUAGAUAUACAGAUAUAUAGAUACAUAGACACAGAAACACACAGACACAGACACA